UCCCCGGGCAGGUCUCCCCUGGUGAUGAAGAGGAACGGGAUGUGCUGGUGGCUUGUCACUGUCCUGGGGGUGCUGAGCAGCCCCGGUGCAGGGGCCGGGAGCUGCGGUCCCCGGGGGCACGGGACACCAGGAUGCGCCCCCGGAGAGGAGCCCACUGGGGAAUGUGGCUCAGUGGGGAGGUGCCGAGCUUGUCCCCCCGGCACCUUCUCACGGGGGGACACAUCCUGCUCCGCUCACACCCGCUGCCGGGAUGGGAACAGGAUCCUGGUGGCUCCGGGCACCGCGGGCACCGACAGCCGAUGCGGAUCCUGCCUCCCGGGGUUUUACAGCCCUGAAGGGGAGAAGGAGCCCCGGGGCCCGUGCCUGCCCUGCGCCAGCGCUCCCCGCAGCACCCCGGGGUGCCGAGGCCGGCGGCGAGUCCGCAGCCCUGAAGCCCUGGAGCAGCCGGUGGGGACCAACGGGACAUGGGUGGCUCUGAGGGGUGAGGAAGAGGAGGAGGAGGCAGCAGCAGCACAGGCGGCCGUGCUGACCAUUGUCCCGGUCUUCUGUGCCAUGGGGCUGCUGGGCAUCCUGGUCUGCAACCUGCUGAAGAGGAAGGGUUACUACUGCACCACCAGCAAGGAGCCCCAGCCUGGAGCCACCGGUCCCAGCUCCAUCUACCCGCUGGAGGAUGCCAAUGAGGACACCAUCGGGGUGCUGGUGCGGUUGAUCACUGAGAAGAAAGAAAACGCUGCAGCGCUGGAGGAGCUGCUGAAGGAGCAUCACAGCCAACAGCCACCGGGCUGCGCCCCCCCAGAUAAGCUGCACCUCCUGCCUCAGUUUCCCCCCUCCUGCCAGCACCAGCAGCACCUCCACACAGUGCAGGGCCCAGCCCCGUGCGCCCGCUGCAGCCAGAAGUGGCCCGAGGUGCUGCCACCGCUCAGUGCCACCAAGGGCCCCAAACCCGGGGGUCGGCCCACUGAGGUCACCAUCCUCUCUGUGGGCAGGUUCCGCGUGUCCCGCAUCCCGGAGAUGAGGAGUGAUGCAGGGGGUGAAGCCCACCAUGGACCCCUGCCCACCGGGAGUGGGAUGUGGUUGAGGAGCACUGAUGGCCCCCCCAAGCUGGCACCAGGCCUGGGGGCUGCCUCGGGGGGACGGUGACACCCACAAAGACCCCACGGAGGGGACAGAGGAUGCUGGGCACCGUGUGAAAGCCAGUCCUGUGUGGAGCCAUGAAGUGCUGGAGGCGGCAGCGUGGCUUCUGCUCCUGCCACCAAGGUGUCCAUCAGGAGCGUGGCAAACCCAUCGUCUGGCCCAGCUGGUGAGAAGGAUUCCCUGUCCCCAAGGACUGGUGGUGGCCAUGGCACGGUGGGCUGAUGGAGAGCACCUCUUGGAGCUGCAACACCGGUGGUGGUGGUGGCCAUAUCGUGGUCCCCUGACGGAGAGCAUCUCUGGGAGCCAUGAUGCUGGUGAUGGUGGCCACAUCGUGGUCCUGUUAUGGACAGCAUCUCCUGGAGCUGCAGCACUGGUGGUGGUGGCCGUAUCAUGGUGAGCUGAUGGAGAGCAUCUCUGGGAGCCACUGAUGCUGGUGAUGGUGGCCACAUCGUGGUCCCAUUAUGGACAGCAUCUCCUGGAGCUGCAGCACCGGUGGUGGUGGCUGUAUCAUGGGGAGCUGAUGGAGAGCAUCUCUGGGAGCCAUUGAUGCUGGUGAUGGUGGCCACAUCGUGGUCCCGUUAUGGACAGCAUCUCCUGGAGCUGCAGCACCGGUGGUGGUGGCUGUAUCAUGGGGAGCUGAUGGAGAGCAUCUCUGGGAGCCAUUGAUGCUGGUGAUGGUGGCCACAUCGUGGUGCCCCUGAUGGAUAACAUCUCUGGAAAGCCAGGAUGCCAGAGCACAGCCCCAUUGGAGACACCAUGCAGUGGAGGAUGUCGUGCAGCUGGGAUGCCAUGCCAUGGUCACCUUGGUCUGUUGAACUGAAGCCUCUCCAGGAACACCACGAGCUCUUGAUUUCCCUCCAUCACGAGGUACCAGCACUCCACACCGCAGUCUAAUGACAGUCUGUGGACCACGGAACAGCUCCCACCUUACAACAAGCCACCCAGGGCAUGGGCUGACCUGGCCAAAAGCUGGUCUCCUGCAUGGACAUCUCUAUCCAAGGUCUCAAUCGACCCAGGAGAUCCACUCUGCUCACCAUGAAGCUCACACACUCCUCCUAGAGGACCACACUGACCUCUUCGAUGGCCACGCUGGGCUCAGCGGAACGACCCACCCAAGGUUGAGUUGGUGACCACCAAGCUCCACAACCACCCUAGGAAUGGGUUUAUGGCUGCUCCCAUUCACUUCACCCCCUCACCACCAAAAAAAAACCAACCACAGCCCCCUCUUGGGCUCUUUUAUUUAUUUUUUAUCUCUUUUUGUUUUUUGGAAACAUGUUCAUAGGUCUCCAAUGUUCUACAUCUUACAGGUAAUAUCAGACAGUUACAAACUUGGAGGGGGGGGGGGGAGAUCACGACCUGAUCUUCAGAACCAAAACCAGAACAAACCCCAAAACCAGGGAACUAAACCCAAAUGGACACUCUCAGAUGGACAAACCGAGGCUGGGGACGCAGGGAGGGGGCUCUCCAGGGCAUCACUUCAAGGCCAUGCUCCCUCCACACCUUUGAGACUUGGAAGACAUGGUUACUCCUGGGUUUUGUCUUUAUUUCUCUUACUUUUUGGUAUUUAUGGUAUUUAUUUUUUGCUUAAGAGGUCAAAUACUAUUUAAAAAUGAGCUGGUUUGGGGG
Messenger RNA from Pezoporus flaviventris, 2760 nucleotides. It is a transcript of the gene RELT, whose product is annotated as RELT TNF receptor. The coding region runs from base 25 to 1140 and encodes 371 amino acids. Lineage: Eukaryota; Metazoa; Chordata; Aves; Psittaciformes; Psittacidae. The transcript has 10 exons. Gene Ontology annotation, biological process: apoptotic process. The record is from RefSeq and is a predicted model, not a curated record.